This is a messenger RNA of Cyprinus carpio (common carp), 2715 nucleotides long. RefSeq names its product leucine rich repeat containing 45 (gene lrrc45). Gene Ontology annotation, cellular component: centrosome. Gene Ontology annotation, molecular function: protein binding. The record is from RefSeq and is a predicted model, not a curated record. NCBI's taxonomy places the organism in Eukaryota, Metazoa, Chordata, Actinopteri, Cypriniformes, Cyprinidae.
CUACAUAUCCCACAAUUCCGCUGUUUCAAACCGGAAGUCGUUUCACUUCCUGGAUACUUUAAACUGUCAAACAAAACAACAGUGAAGAUAAAAGGCUGAACAACAUCUGCUGUCACAACCCUGGAUAAAGUCAUGAAUUUUAACUGCAGAAAGAAAGCCCAGUGAGAGGUGACGGAGCUGCAGGCGGUCAUGGAGGACUUCAGGAGGUCGUACCUGAGGCUGUGUAAGGAGGGAGGAAUAGAUGCUCAGGAAUCAGUGCUGGCUCAGCUGCACGACGCGAGAACAGUGACGGGCAGCUGUAGACUGGACCUGAGGGGACAGAGCAUCACUGUGGACACCUGCAGCGUGCUGGGAAGAGUCCUGCAGAGCGACGCCGUCUUCACAGAGGUCCUCCUCAGCGACUGCAUGCUCAGUGAGGAAGGCGUCAAGCUGCUACUAAACGGGCUUUGCUCCAACACCACAGUGAAAGUUUUGGAUCUGAAGGGGAACAACAUGAGAGGAACAGGAGCCGAGGCUUUGGGACAGUUGUUGGUGAGGAACAAGAUGCUGCGCAGACUUGUGCUGGAGUGGAAUGCUCUGGGAAUGUGGGAGGAAGGAUUUGGUGUAUUUUGUGAAGGUCUGGCCUCCAACACCUCUCUCGCUCAGCUUGACCUGCGCAAUAAUCAAAUCAACCACCAGGGGGCGGCGGAGCUCUGCAUUGCACUGAAGAGGAACUCCACUCUGCAAGAGCUGGAUCUCAGAUGGAACAACAUCGGGCUGCUGGGCGGUCGAUCUAUCCUGGAGGCAAUGCAGCAGAACCGCACACUGAACAAACUAGAGAUGGCUGGAAACAACAUUCCCAGCGACACGCUCAGAGCCAUCGAACAGUCCAUGAAUCACAAUGCAGACAGACAGUCCACACUGAGAGAGAGCCGGAGCAGGACUCAAGUGCUCAGCAAAGAGAUCCAGCUCCUAAAGGAGGAGAAAAGCCGACAGUUUCUUAGUCUAAUGGAGACCAUUGAUAGACAGAAAGACGAGAUGGGAAGAAGCAGCAGAAAUUCAUCCAUACGUCUGGGGCAGCUACAGGAAGUGCUGAGCGAGCAGAAGUCAUCUGUGAAUUCUCUCACAGCCAAACUGCAGAUGACGGAGGCGGCUCUCGCUCUGUCGGAGCAGAAGGCUCAUGAUCUCGGUGAGCUGCUGACGCGUGUUAAACUGGAGAAAGCCGAGCUCAGAGACAGACAGUCCAGAGAGAUCCAGAAAGAGCAGGAGGAUAGCGCUCUGAAGGAAGCCAAGCUUUUGAAGGAGGUGAACAGCGUGUCAGAGAAGAACCUCCAGCUUAGGAACAAGCUGGAGGAGACCGAACGCAGAUGUAAAACACAACAGGAUCAGAUCUUUGAGCUGAAGCAGGAACUCACAAACACCACUGCUGAGCUAAAGCUGCGUCUCGCCCAAACUGAAGAAAGGCUGGAAAUGGAGAAGAGAAGAUCCAAGCAGGCACUUGAAGACAUGGACGGAUUACGACAGAAGGAGGUGGAUCAUCUGACAAGACACCAGGAGGAGAGUGAGAGAGCGCUUCAAGAGCGCAUCCUCAAACUCGAAGGACAGCGGAUCCAGUUAGAAGAAGAGCUGAGCAGAGUGAAAGCGUCUCUGGUGACGGAGAGAGCUCAGGCUGAGGAGGAGCUUGGGAAAGUGCGUGCACAGGUGCGCCUGGAGGAGCAGCAGCACCUGACCAGCCUGGAGGAGAAACUGCGGGCGGUUCGUCAGUCUCGGGAUGAAUCGCAGAACCACUGCACCCAUCAGAAACAAACCAUCGCUGAGCUGCAUGCUAAAGUGGGUCAGCAAAGCAUCGAGAUGGACACGCUCCGCCGCAGGAUAGACGAGUUACAGCAGGACCUCGCAGGGAAAGAGCAGGAGAAGGUGGCAGAAGUGACCCGAGUGCGAGUGGAGCUACAGGAGCAGAUCGGCCACCUGCAGGCUGAGAGAACGGCACAGAGCGGCCUUAAAGAGAAGAUCGCCGCUCUGGAGAGAGAGAUGAAGGUUCUCAGUACCGCCCACAGAGAGGCCCUUCUGGACAAAGAGAGUGAGAUCUCGUCUCUGCUCGAGCGGCUGCGCAUUAGAGAAGGAGAGAUCCAGCGCAUACGUGAGGACGAGGCCCAGAGAGCCAGCUUCCUCCAGAACGCCAUUCUCACAUACGUCCAGGGCUCUCCUCUCGCUCACUUCAGCCCCAAAAAGUGAACUCUUAUCCCAAGACUUCUGUGAUUUUCCCACAGUUCUGUUAUACACUUUCCAUCAGGGUGAUUUGCAACUAUGCACAAUACAUCUACUGCAUAUUGCAAGUUUUUACAAUGCUUUUACAUAUUUGAGUGACAUGUUUUCAUGAAUUAAAAUAUAUAUAUAUAUAUAUAUAUAUAUAUAUAUAUAUAUAUACUAAAAUACUUUUAAGUGUAUAUAUAUUUGGUUCGGAAAAGGAGUUUGCCUUGGUGAAUAAUCAGAAAACUUUUUUCCAAAAAUUUGAAAUUUCUCUUUUUUAAUGAAUAUUCACUUUUAUUUAAGAUGUUGGAGCUCUUUCAAAAAUGUGUCUUUUUAAAAUCCCCAUUGUGCCAAAUUGUCCAUCAACGCUCUUAUAGUACGGCACUUACAAAUUGUAUAUUUUAAGAUGAUUUCUACUGUCGGAGUUCUUCCAGUUUUGUAAUGUGUGUUGGCUAUUAAAUAAAAAAGUUUUUUUUUUUUUUUUUU